UUUUAGUCAAUUGCCGAAUGGCAAAAGAAGAGGAAGAGGAAGUGAAGCCGUCAUCAAGUGAUGCUAUCAUUGCAUCACUGAUUAACGAAGUACGUAAAACAAAUGAGCCGUUCGAUAUGAAAAGCUUAAUUGGUGGGAAACUCGAAGUUGCAACAAAAAGAGGGGCAGAAAGUGAUGGAAGUCUUUCAUCAUUACGCGGAUAUAGCAAGAAAUUAAAACGUCACAGGGAUAAGAAAUCCAAAAAGAGCAAGAAAUCGAAGUACAAAUCACCAUCCAAGUCAAAGUCACCAUCGCACAAAAAGAAACAUCAAAGUCACAGUCGUUCCACAAGUAUAGAGAGGCAAAUUUGUCAUGAAAGCAUUGAGAAGUGUAUCACUUAUACUAUACCGCCAUCCGUUGAAGCUGUUAUGGAAAAGAUCUCAGAUGAUGAAGAUGAUCUUCCUGUUGGUGCAGACUUCCUCAGUGUAAAUGCUAGCAGUUCAAAAAUGGGUGGAAAAAGUGAAUCAUUUCAAGAUUUUUCUGGCGGUGUACAAAAUAGAACAAAAGAAUUUAACGUUAAUGAAGAAGUAUUUCCUUUGGCUAAGAAGAAGAAGUCUGAAAGUCCACCUGUGUUAAAGAAGCCACGCCCAUUAUCGGAAAUACUGGCGAAGGUGCGAGCCGAAAGAGAUAGUACUUUUGUACCACGUAAUAUCAAACUGAAACAAGAAAAUGGAAAAAGUAUUGGCGGGUCAACUUCAGAUAUGGUCAGUCAUACAGUUCCAAAAAGUGAUGGUGGUAGGCACGAUGAUGUCGAAUAUGGACCAAGACCAGUGGAAGCUCUUGGGACACAGCCAAUCUCCGAAGACGAGGAUGAAUUGCAGUUAUCGCCUCUUAAAAUAAAGCAAACUAAAGCUUCAAAAUCCAUUAAAAUCGCCACCAUAAGCAAGGUGCUAUUCGGUGGUGAAAAAAGAGGUCAGAGGGGAAAAGAUGGCGAAAUUCCAGUAAGUGAUACAAGUGCGGGACCUUCUUUUUCAAAUGAUGACACUGUUGAUGAAUUGGUUGCUGAAAAAAAUUCGAGAUUGGAACGAGGAAUGAGUGGAAAUGAAAGUGAGACGAGGAAAAAAACAGAUGAAAAGAAAAGGAAAAAAGAAAGAAAAGAUAAGAAGCAUGGAAAACGAUAUUCAAAACGCAGCAGUUCGUUGUCAUCGGAUAGUGAGAGGGAAUGGAAGCUUUUGGGAAAGAAAAACAAGCUGAAGGAGCAUUCACGAUACUCAGGACGAGACUUUGAUAAAACUCGUAGACGACCUGGUAGCUUUUAUGUACAAUCAUAUUAUGUAGACAGUAAUAAAAAAGUACAUGAAGGUUCGAAAUGGCAGUGGAAUCGUGGAGAAAAAGAUGUCAAAGAAAAAACCAAUGCACUUUUUAUGCACACACGUUCGAAGGGAUGGAGGCAAAUUCGCUCUACAAGAAGUCCUUAUCCAGAACGUAAGCGAAAGCGAUCACCAUCAAGUUCAUGUUCACGUUCAUAUUCACGCACAAGGUCGUUAUCAGGUUCAUCUUCGCGAAGCUCGCAUUCGUCUCACUAUCGUAAAGUGCGGAGCUCUUAUCGUGGUCACAGUCAUUAUUAUUAUCACCGUGAUCGCGAGAAUAGCUAUAAACGACGAAUUGAUGAUGAAUCAAAUGGUCACAAAAUUGACAAAAAGAAGUUACUGGAGAUUGCACAAAGAAAUGCUGCUCAAAUGGCACAACUUGGUUAUUUACCAAAUGUUGAAACAAAAGCCCAACUGAAAACAGACGGACAAUCUGUCGAUCAACUUGUUGAUUUUUGUCAAAAAUUACAACGCUCACAAGAUAAGGCUGCACGACGUGAGAAAGGCGAGACAGUAUCGAGUGAUGAAGACUUGGCGCCAAGAAAGAAAAAAGGCGAAGAUGAUACUGAUUUCCUGAAACAUCCAUUUGCUUUGAAACCUGCUACUCCAAUCACUAUUAACAUUCCAAAUUCAAUUCCAAUUCCAAUUAAAACACCUGCGCAAAGGACGCUAGAAGAAAGUCAGUUACGUAUUACUUAUCCGGUUUCCUCCGGGGCACAGCACCGAGAAAAAGAUAAUGGAUGGAUGCCAGUUAAAAAGGAGGAAGUAGUACCAUCAGUUUGCAGUCUAGCACAGAAGACGAAAUUGGCCGCACUCACUAAGCAGAAGGAGAAGGUCUUCAAUACGUUUGAAAUUGUAGCUGCCAAAUCAUUCGUUUUGCCACCACCCCCACCACCGCCGAUAUUAGCGUCGUUUACACAUUCUGCCUCUUCUUUGUUGAAUUUGCCUCCACCUCCACCACCACCUGAUUUGUUUUCUGAUUCUUGCAACGCUUCGCAGAAUCAAGAGCAGAAUUCUUCUCUCGGUCUAAACUAUGGUAAUGUUGUCACAGUGCCGGAGGAAGAAUCUGUAUUCAGGGAACCAAAGCCCCUUCAUCAUACGCCGGCAAAUGUUGGCAGGGUGAUGGCAAAACGGAUAAAAGCAAGUAAGCUGUUAGCGAAAGAUCCGAAUGACUAUGAAGCAAGACGUCUGUUGAAAGAAGCUGAUGAUCAGAUAAGAGCAUGGGCUGAGAGUAAAAAGAAUUUACCGGGAAAGUUUACUGGAUCCACCGAUGUGAAUGUACUGAAAGCUGAUCAGCUUGGCCCGGAUGGUCCGCGCUUCAGUGUUUGGGCAAAAAAGGAUUUUUUAAAACAGACGAAUGCUGUGAACAGUAGUGUGGGUUUAAAGUUGAUGCAGAAGAUGGGUUGGACACCUGGUGAAGGCCUGGGAAAAGGGAGAGAUGGUCCUCUGGAACCGCUAGUUUUAGACAUCAAAUCGGACAGGAAAGGUUUGGUAGCAACAGAAGAACUUCCAGAAUCGAAGAAGUUACGCUCAGAUUCUAGGAAAAAUUUGACUGGGAAACAUCCUGUAUCUGUUCUUAUGGAACUUUGCUCAAAAAAACGAUGGCAUGCUCCACAGUUCACAUGUUUGGAAAGUGGACCAUCAAAUAACCGUAGAUUUCUGUGGAAGGCUGUUGUUAAUGGUGUCGAAUAUCAACCUUCUACCCCAUCAACCAGUAAAAAAACUGGUAAGGCUCAGGCAUGUCAGGUGGUUCUACAAUCUUUGGGUUUGGUUCCGCGCGAUCCGUCGUUACCAGUUGUUUUAUAAGAAAAUCUCUAUGUAUCGUGAUGGCAAGCCAACCAUGUUUUUCUCACAUUCGGAUGAGUAUUUAUAGUUCUUCCGCAAAGUGCUGAUUGUAAACAGUUUUUGUCCCGUGUGUAUUUUGUC
Molecule: messenger RNA, 3275 nt
Organism: Loa loa (African eye worm)
Lineage: Eukaryota; Metazoa; Nematoda; Chromadorea; Rhabditida; Onchocercidae
Product: G-patch domain-containing protein
Exons: 26
Coding region: 18-3155 (1045 amino acids)
Biological process (GO): regulation of mRNA splicing, via spliceosome; regulation of cell cycle
Molecular function (GO): RNA binding
Source: RefSeq, a predicted model, not a curated record